Messenger RNA from Sitophilus oryzae (rice weevil), 807 nucleotides. RefSeq names its product DNA replication complex GINS protein PSF3 (gene Psf3). The transcript is spliced from 3 exons. Lineage: Eukaryota; Metazoa; Arthropoda; Insecta; Coleoptera; Curculionidae. Gene Ontology annotation, biological process: mitotic DNA replication initiation. Gene Ontology annotation, cellular component: GINS complex. The record is from RefSeq and is a predicted model, not a curated record. Bases 136 to 738 code for a protein of 200 amino acids.
AAUCUGAAUCCUGAAUCUGUGGCUGUUUGUGGUUAAAAAUCAGCUGAUAAUGAAAAAUAAUGAAAAUUAUUAUUUAUUUCUUUUUUAUUUUUAACUUGUAAAUGCAUAAGUUAAAACUGAAGACUGAAAUAAAGAAUGCUUCCAUCGUCAAGUUAUCAACCGAACUAUUUCUCCAUUGAAGAUAUUCUAGCCACCCAAGAACGAACACCAUGCAAAUUUCUCCAAGACGUCCCAAGAAUGGGUAAACUAAACCCGUCAGCUGAAGAAAAAGAUUUAAAAGUCGGCACAGAGCUUGAACUUCCCUUAUGGCUGGUACUAGACGGUGCAGCCGGUCGACAGCUAAUCCUAGCCCCAGAAUUACCGAAAAUCUACCGGGAAGCUUACAGGGAAAUCCUGAAAGCCGACGCCACGGCGAUUGAUUUACACAAAUUCAAUUUAUACUUUUAUGAACUGGGGUCCUACAUAAAGCACUUCGAUAGGAGAGGGGACGUACAUAAUAUAUUACUACACACAUUCACAACAAGAUUUAGACUCAUCAUGGACCUAGCAAAUAAUGCUGAUUCUGACCCAACUAUUCAAAAUAAACUGGAUACUUUAGAGAGAAGAUUAUUCAAAGAUGGCCAUAAUGCCAGGAUGAAACUAAAUACAUGGCUACUCGAGUCAGGGAUUCCACUAAAAGCAGCCAGUAUGGUUGAUAAUCAUAGAAAAAGGAAACGAGUCAAUGAAGAACUUGUUUGAAUGUAUUUUUUAAUCAUAUAAGUAUUUUAUAUCCUUUUUUUAUUUUUUUUUAUUUAAGGGAAAUACAUU